Messenger RNA from Physcomitrium patens, 2959 nucleotides. Its product is annotated as heat shock protein 90-5, chloroplastic. Lineage: Eukaryota; Viridiplantae; Streptophyta; Bryopsida; Funariales; Funariaceae. Gene Ontology annotation, biological process: protein folding. Gene Ontology annotation, molecular function: ATP hydrolysis activity; ATP-dependent protein folding chaperone; ATP binding. The record is from RefSeq and is a predicted model, not a curated record.
AGAAAUGUGAUGAAUUUUUGAGUCAAUUUUUGCUCUCGCUCGAAGUGCUGCACUUGAACGGCACAACCGAGCUUGUAGAGCCAGCUUCGUUACUUGUGUUAGUAUUAUUAUUAUUAUUAUUAUUAUCCUUAUUAUUCUUUUUAGAGCUAGCUUCAUUUUUUGGCUGCUGUUAAGGAACAUUACGCUGAAUCUUGAGGAUUGUUGUGGCGGAGAGGUUUUGCGAGGAAUUACAAUUUUAGGUUUUACGUUUGGAGGACGUAACUAUGGCGCCCGCUGCAUCUUUGGCUGCUGUUCAUGGACCUGCCGUUGUUGCCCCGCUUCCAGCCGGCUCCUUGCGAGCUUCUUCUGACAGAAUUUCGGUCUCUACCGUUACCGCAUCACCAAGAGGGAGAUUGUCUCAGUCUAAGACUUCGUUCCUGCCUAGUCAAAGAACCGUGUUGAGAUCUUCUGCGUCUAUCUCUGGACGCGCGAACGGAUUUAAUGUUUUCUUUGCAUCGAAGUCAACUAGUACUCCUGCCGCCGGUCGCACCAGUAUCAGAUGCGAUGCAACUGUCGCUGAAAAGGAAUCUCCUGUGGAGAAAUACGAGUAUCAAGCCGAGGUCAGCCGGUUGAUGGAUUUGAUUGUAAACAGUCUUUACAGCCACAAAGAAGUCUUUCUUCGGGAGCUUGUCAGCAAUGCGAGUGAUGCUUUGGACAAGUUGAGGUUCCUCAGCGUGACAGACCCGAAACUUAUGGAGCCUAACCCCAAUAUGGAAAUUCGCAUCAAGGCGGACAAGGAUGCCGGCACCAUUACUCUUAUAGACUCUGGAAUCGGAAUGACUCGGGAAGAACUUGUUGAUAGUUUGGGUACUAUCGCUCAGAGUGGAACGGCAAAGUUCAUGAAGGCAAUGAAGGAAAACAAGGAGAACAGUUCUGACAACCUGAUAGGGCAGUUUGGUGUGGGUUUCUAUUCUGCAUUUCUGGUCGCCCAGAGGGUUGUUGUAUCAACCAAGAGCGCCAAGUCUGAUAAGCAAUAUGUCUGGGAAGCAGAGGCUGACAGCGGUUCAUACACCAUCCGGGAGGAGACUGACCCUGAGAGGAUGGUUCCUCGUGGAACCGUCAUCACACUUUAUCUGAAGGAAGAUGAGAAGUUCGAGUAUGCGGAUCCUAUUAGGAUUGAGAACCUUGUCAAGAACUACUCUCAGUUCAUCUCAUUUCCUAUCUACACCUGGCAGGAGAAGACUCGUGAAGUGGAGGUAGAAGAUACCGAGAGUGAAGAGGUGACUGAAGAAGACAAGCCAAAGGAGAAGCAAAUGAAGAAGAUAUCUGAGAAGUACUCGGAUUGGGAGCUUGUCAAUGAAACGAAGCCUAUCUGGUUGCGGAAUUCGAAGGAUGUUUCGAAGGAAGACUACAGCACUUUCUACAAGAGCACGUUUAAGGAAUUUAUUGACCCGCAGGCCUACAUUCACUUUAGUACCGAGGGAGAAAUUGAGUUCAAAAGCUUGUUAUAUAUUCCAGGAAUGGCCCCUUUCAAUUCUGAGGAUAUGGUCAGUGGGAAAACUAAGAACAUCCGGUUGUAUGUGAAGAGAGUUUUUAUUUCAGAUGAAUUCGACGGAGAACUGUUUCCGCGAUACUUGGGAUUUGUAAAGGGUGUGGUAGAUUCCAACGAUUUGCCUCUUAAUGUGUCGCGUGAAAUUCUACAAGAGAGCCGCAUUGUUCGCAUUAUGAAGAAGCGAUUGGUCAGAAAGACUUUUGAUAUGAUUGAAGAGAUAGCUAAUCGUGAAAAGAAGGAGGAUUACAAGCAGUUCUGGACUAGUUUUGGAAAGAAUUUGAAAUUAGGGUGUGUCGAGGACACCGCAAAUCACAAGAGACUAGCGCCCCUGCUUAGGUUCAACUCUAGCAAGAAGGAGGAGGAGUUGAUCAGUCUUGACGAGUACGUGGAAGGCAUGAAGGAAGAUCAGAAAGAAAUUUAUUACUUGGCUGCAGAUUCACUGAAGAGCGCAAAAAGUGCACCUUUCCUCGAAGAGCUUGUCAAAAGAGAUAUGGAGGUUCUACUCUUGGUGGAACCCAUUGAUGAAGUUGCUAUUUCCAACUUGCAAUCCUACAAGGACAAAAAGUUUGCAGAUAUCAGCAAAGAAGAUCUUGAUCUUGGAGAUGUUGAUGAGGAGAAGGAAAAAGAGACUGAAAAGGAGUACCGAGCAUUGUGCGACUGGAUGAAGCAAAACCUUGGUGACAAGGUUGCUAAGGUUGCCGUCUCCAAACGUAUCAGCUCUUCACCUUGUGUGCUUGUUUCCGGAAAGUUCGGGUGGUCUGCUAACAUGGAGAGAAUUAUGAAGGCGCAAACUUUGGGUGAUAACUCACAAAUGGAGUUUAUGCGGGGACGCCGCAUCCUUGAAAUUAACCCCAACCACCCCAUCAUUCAGGACUUGAAUGUUGCUUGUAAAGACACUCCAAGGAAUCCACGCGCGCAGGCAAUGGUUAACCUUCUUCAUGAGACUGCUCUGCUAUCCAGUGGUUUCACGCCUGAGAAUCCCGCUGAGUUUGGGGCGCGUGUUUAUGAGAUGAUGGGCCUAGCUUUGAUUGGAAAGAAUGAAAGUGAAGGUAAGGUAGAAAGCGCAGAACAGAAGUUACCGACCGAUGAAGCCACCUCUUCUGAAAGUCCUUCCGAGGUUGUCGAGGCUUCUGAAGUCAUAGCAGAGAACGAUCCUUGGCAAUCAUAGGAAGUCAAUUUUGUAGAUCAUGUUCUUUAGGGUUACUGCAUUCAAUUAUAGAGAUCUAGUUCUGUAGAUUACGAUGUUACCGAGCUGUUUCGAAUAUCUGUGCGGUGCUCUUAGCGAUUGUUCUACGCCUUGUUCUUGAUUAUUAUUUAACACCAGGUGGGGGCGACGAUUCUUCUGAUUAAAUGUUAAACUCAUGAAUGUGGUUCCAAAAAAAAAAAUCCUAAUCAGCACAAAUUAAUAAGUGCAUAUUCUGCAGGUCA